Molecule: messenger RNA, 949 nt
Organism: Phragmites australis (common reed)
Lineage: Eukaryota; Viridiplantae; Streptophyta; Magnoliopsida; Poales; Poaceae
Product: blue copper protein-like
Exons: 2
Coding region: 125-700 (191 amino acids)
Cellular component (GO): plasma membrane
Molecular function (GO): electron transfer activity
Source: RefSeq, a predicted model, not a curated record
UCACUCACAGUGGCAUGUAUAUAAAGGGCUCGUGGCUUGAAAUCUGCUCUGCAUCUCAACAGAGUGGCGCAUUGGAUCUGCUUUCUCCUUGUUCCUGUUUGCUUCAUCGAUCCCAGCUACUGCAAUGGCUUAUAGUGGCGUGUCACUGUCCUUGGUCGCGCUGCUCCUCGUGAGCUGCGCCUCGGCGGCGGCGGCGGCGACCAAGUACACCGUCGGCGACACGUCCGGCUGGACGACCGGCUCCGAUUACACCACCUGGGCCAGCGGCAAGAAGUUCAAAGUCGGCGACACUCUCGAGUUCAACUACGCCGGCGGGGCGCACACGGUGGACGAGGUGAGCGCGGCGGACUACGCGUCCUGCUCCUCCAGCAGCGCGCUCAGCAGCGACAGCACCGGCACCACCACCGUCGCGCUCAAGACCGCGGGCAAGCACUACUUCAUCUGCGGCGUCGCCGGCCACUGCAGCGGCGGCAUGAAGCUCGUCGUGGACGUCGCCGCCCCGGCGCCGGCCCCGACAACAGACACCCCGGACACCACGCCAUCCACGACCCCGACGUCCCCCUCGAGCUCCGGCGUCACGCCCAAGACCCCGGUCACGGUGCUCGCGCCGCCGGCCAAGCAGUCCAACUCCGGCGCCACCGGGCUCAGGGCCGCAGCGUGGGCUGGGUUGGGUCUGGCCGGGCUCGUGGCCGUGUUCUAGGGCCGCGGCUAGGGUGGAGGCAGUGCUAUUAUUGUUAGGUCGCACAUCAUUUAUUCAUGUAUUUGUUGAGGAGCUGAGGUUUCUUUUGAUUGAGGGAACCGGUGCUUUUGCUGUGCUGGUGGCAGUAGCUGGAUACUAUGCUAUCGUUUCUUUCAUGCUUUUCUAUCUUGUUUCUGUACGCUGAGCAUUAAUUUUCUAUCUUGUUUCUGUACGCUGAGCAUUAAAAUGUGAUUGGUUGUUCACAGAAAA